This is a messenger RNA of Talaromyces amestolkiae, 1521 nucleotides long. RefSeq lists its product as uncharacterized. Lineage: Eukaryota; Fungi; Ascomycota; Eurotiomycetes; Eurotiales; Trichocomaceae. The transcript has 3 exons. Gene Ontology annotation, molecular function: heme binding; iron ion binding; oxidoreductase activity, acting on paired donors, with incorporation or reduction of molecular oxygen, reduced flavin or flavoprotein as one donor, and incorporation of one atom of oxygen. Bases 1 to 1521 code for a protein of 506 amino acids. The record is from RefSeq and is a predicted model, not a curated record.
AUGGUUGACAUAAUUACAACUGCCUUACUUGGCUUACUUGCCAUCCUGCUUGGAAGACGACUUACUUCUUGGGCUUUUAUCAAUAUCAAACGUCGUCAUCAUGGUUGCAAAUCACCACCCCGCUAUCCACACAAAGACCCAAUUCUCGGUCUUGAUUAUGUUCUGGCAGAACUCAAAGAGCGCGAAGAGGGGACUUCCUGGGCCGGCCAGCGUAACCGUUUCGCUCGUCUAGGACGCACCUACGAGGUCAAUUCAUGGGGAAACAGGCUCAUUAUGACGAUGGAUCCGCAAAAUAUCCGCGAAGUUCUGGGUACCUCUUUCGACAAGUUUGGUGUUCAGGAGAUGCGUUUGGCUGUCUCGGGCACAUUCAUGGGUCCUGGAGUGUUCACAACGGAUGGGGAGUAUUGGGAGUACUCGAGGAAACUGAUUGCACCCAUGUUCUCGCGAUCACAGGUUUCUGAUCUAAGUGCGCUAGAUAUUCAUCUUGAUAGAAUGCUUGAGCGGCUUCCGCGAGAUGGCUCGACGGUGGAACUCCAGGGUCUACUUAAACUGAUGUAUCUUGACCACUCGACAGAACUGAUAUUCGGCAAGUCAACAGAAACCCUCCUCAAGAAGACACCAGAUGACUCUGCACAUGAACUUCUCGACACUUUUGCGGCAGUCUUGAAGCGUACUGGUCUUCGCAUCAUUCUUGGCCGUUUAUGGAUCUUUACUGCCUGGGAUACUACAUUCCAAAAGCUUUCGGCCAAUGUCCGCGCCAUAGUUAUGAAGUACAUUGACGAGGCUAUACAAAGACAGCGGCAAGAUGGCAAGUCGAAUAACAGCAACAGAUACAUCAUCGUCGAUGAGCUGGUCAAGCAGCUCGAUGAUCGCGAGGAAAUAUGUAACCAUCUCAUGAACAUCUUUCUACCUGUUCGUGAUGCAGCGGCUACUGGCCUCAGCGGAUGCUUGUUUCAUCUUGCAAGGAACCCGAGUGCAUGGGACAGAUUGAGGAAUGAAGUACUCGCAAUUGAAGGUCCCGUGACGCGCGAUAUUCUUCGAUCCAUGCCUUAUAUGCGGGCAGUCCUAAACGAGAGUCUCCGGCUCCAUGCACCUGCUGCCGGCAAUCGACGCCGCUGCACCCAAGACUGCAUUCUCCCAACUGGCGGCGGUCCAGAUGGUACAUCCCCAAUCUUCAUUGCCAAAGGAGACAACAUAAACGCCAACUUUAGCGCACUACACUACGACAAGCAGAUCUGGGGCGAAGACGCCGACGACUUCCGACCCGAGCGAUGGCUAGACGAAGAUGGACACGUCAAAACGCAAGGUGGAUGGACAUAUCUGCCCUUCUCUGCGGGACGCCGUGUCUGCCCGGGUAUGGAUAUCACGUUGACGGAGAACGCGUAUGUUCUUGUACGUUUGAUGUGGGAGUUUGAGAGGCUGGAGAAUCGGGAUCCGGUGAGAGAGUUUGUUGAGCGGACUAGACUUACCACAGAGAGUCGGAAUGGGGUUUUGGUUGGUUUGAUUAGCGCGCAUAAUUGA